AAAAUUUAUACACAAUUUUUAAUGCUCCUUAAACUAAAACGCCUAGGACCAUUUGGACUCGGUAGGCUCCUACAGAUACAAAGUAGGCUUGCAACAAAUCAAAACCGAAAAAUGAGCACAAGUAAAAGUGGGGCCGAUGACGAGACGGAUCUCGUUUGGAUGGAUCUGGAGAUGACCGGCCUCGACGUAGAUACGGACAAAAUACUGGAGGUUUCCUGCAUCAUCACCGACAAGGAUCUCAACAUCAAGUCCGAGGGACCCUGCUUUGCCAUCAACUACCCAGAGGAUGUCUACAAAAACAUGAACGAAUGGUGCAUAAAACACCACAACGAGUCUGGCCUGAUCGACCGUUGCCGGAGCUCUGAUGUAACUCCCGACAAGGCGGGUGAUCUAGUGAUGUCCUACCUGCAGAAAAACAUCCCCAAGGGCAAGUGUCCCCUUGCCGGCAGCUCUGUCUACAUGGAUCGGCUCUUUAUCAGGAAAUACAUGUCGCCCGUCAACGAAUAUUUACACUAUCGAAUUGUGGACGUUUCCACCAUCAAGGAGCUGGCCAAGAGAUGGUACCCCGACAUCGCCAAAGCAGCGCCGCGCAAGGUCUUUGCUCACCGGAGCCUCGACGACAUCAUGGAGAGCAUUCAAGAGCUGAAGUACUAUAAGGAGCAUUUGUUUAAGUGACCAAUACCAAUAAUAAUCGCUUUUGUGUAAGUGUAAAAAAAUCGUUUAAUGACUUGUGCGGAUGUGCAGACAAAAGCAAAACUCUAUUAUAAGACAUAAGAAUACGAUUACAAUAAAAAACUCGAUUUCCUAGUAGA
Messenger RNA from Drosophila persimilis, 812 nucleotides. Its product is annotated as probable oligoribonuclease. Gene Ontology annotation, molecular function: 3'-5'-RNA exonuclease activity; nucleic acid binding. Lineage: Eukaryota; Metazoa; Arthropoda; Insecta; Diptera; Drosophilidae. The record is from RefSeq and is a predicted model, not a curated record. The transcript has a single exon. The coding region runs from base 22 to 675 and encodes 217 amino acids. Gene Ontology annotation, cellular component: mitochondrion.